AUGAAACAAUUGCUUGUCACUAAUUUAAACAAUGUUUUUUUUAAGUAUAUUCUUUUCAGUUCAGGUUAUCCAGAAUCUAUGUAUUUCUUCAUUCCAAAAUGUUUAGAAAGAAGAUUAUUUAGUAAUUUACCGAACACAGAUUUCAAGAUAACGUACGGGAUAAAACUGGCAUGUGAUGCUGACAUACCUGCCAAUGGAAUGGAUAGAAAAUAUGAAAAUAAAAAUCACUCUCUGAUACAUUUCGAGGACAUAUUUAUUUUGUUUAGUAAUGUCUGUAUUCUUUUACUGGGGUAA
Molecule: messenger RNA, 294 nt
Organism: Schistosoma curassoni
Lineage: Eukaryota; Metazoa; Platyhelminthes; Trematoda; Strigeidida; Schistosomatidae
Source: the annotation of a GenBank genome assembly